Durio zibethinus is the source of this 2677-nucleotide messenger RNA. Lineage: Eukaryota; Viridiplantae; Streptophyta; Magnoliopsida; Malvales; Malvaceae. The record is from RefSeq and is a predicted model, not a curated record.
GUCAGCCCAUACAACUUUUUAGUUUCUGGUUUUUGGCUAGGUGGCAUUCUUCAAUCGCUCAGGUUCUGAUAUCAAGUUUUAUUACAAAAAGAAAAAAACGAAAAACAAGAGGGUUUUAGAAGGGUUUAAGGUGUAACUUCAAUUUUCUUUUCAUUUCAAUCACUGUCUCUUAUGAAACUCUCAUGAUUGCCCGCCAAUUUCAUUAUAUCACCAAGCAACGGUCAACAAUUUUAAGAAACUUGAUCUCAUCUAAACAUGUUCACCAGUUACUCGACGAAAGUCCUUACUCAAACCCAACCUCCCUUUCCGCUGUUAAUCACUCUCUGCCCACUUUUUUGCGUGUAAAUCUCCCCUUUGACGCCUUCAAAAAGCUCAAAGAACUCCUUAAAUCAGGCCGAUUUGAUGCCAUUGAUGAAGUUACGGUGGCUCUGGCUCUCAAGGAUUCUUGCGGAAAUUCAAAGCAGGGGACUCAGUUUCAUAAGGCUUUUUGUAUCUUUGAGGGCUUAAAUAAUCCCGAUAUUGUUUCGUGGAAUACUCUGCUUUCGGGGUUUCAAAACAGUGAAGAAGCGUUGAAUUUUGUUCUGAGGAUGAAUUUGAAUGGCGUUGCUUUUGAUGCAAUAACUUGUACCACAGCUCUUUCUUUCUGUUUGGACCUUGAAGGCUUUUUUUUGGGGUUGCAGUUGCAUACUCUUGUGAUGAAGUCUGGAUUGGAUUGUGAGGUCUUUGUGGGAAACGCGCUUAUAACUAUGUAUUCAAGGUGGAAGCGUUUGGGGGAAGCUCAGAGGGUAUUCGAUGAGAUGCAGAAUAGAGAUUUAGUUUCGUGGAAUGCAAUGCUUUCAGGGUAUAGCCAGGAGAGUAGUUAUGGGUUGGAAGCAAUUUGGGUGUUUAUUGAAAUGGUGAGAAAAGGGAUGAAGCUUGACAAUGUAUCAUUUACUGGUGUGGUUUCAUCUUGUAGCCAUCAGAGGAACUUAGACGUUGGAAAACAAAUUCAUGGUUUGUGUAUAAAAAGAGGCUAUGGUACACAUGUAUCUGUUGGUAAUGUUUUGAUGUCAUUGUAUGCAAAGUGUGAGCUUAUUGAAGAUGCAAAAUUGGUAUUUGAAAGAAUGAAUGAGCGUAACGUGAUCUCAUGGACCACAAUGAUUUCCAUUGAUGAAAAGGAUGCUGUAUGCCUCUUUAAUGAAAUGAGAUUGGAUGAUGUUUAUCCAAAUGAUGUUACAUUCGUUGGAUUGAUCCAUGCCAUAACCACUAGGAAAUUAGUGGAAGAAGGUCAAAUGGUUCAUGCGUGUUGUUUAAAGGGUAACUUUUUGUCAGAAUCAAAUGUUUGCAAUAGCCUUAUUACCAUGUAUGCUAAGUUUGAGUUGGUACAAGACUCUAUUAAGGUUUUUGAGGAACUUGAAUGCAGAGAGAUUGUCUCAUGGAAUGCUUUAAUAUCCGGCUAUGCUCAAAAUGGAAAGUGCCUGGAAGCUUUGAGGAAAUUUCUAUCAGCAGUUACGGAAUGUAAGCCAAAUGAAUACACCUUCGGUAGUGUCUUGAACGCAAUUGGCUCUGCUGAAGAUAUAUCUCUAAAACAUGGUCAACAGUGCCACUCGCAUUUACUAAAGGUUGGAUUCAAUACUCAUCCAAUAGUGUCCAAUGCUCUCCUCGAUAUGUAUGCAAAGCGCGGGAAUAUUUCUGAGUCUCGAAAGGUUUUCAGUGAGAUUCCUCAGAGGAGCCAGUUUGCUUGGACAUCAAUUAUAUCCGCCCAUGCAAGGCAUGGAGACUAUGAUUCAGUGAUGACUUCAUUCAAAGAUAUGAAAGGGGACGGAGUCAAACCGGACUCAAUCACCUUUCUUUCCGUACUAACAGCUUGUGGCAGAAAUGGAAUGGUUGAUAUGGGUCGACAGCUCUUUGACUCAAUGCUGACAGAAUAUCAGAUUGAACCAUCCCCAGAGCAUUAUUCUUGUAUGGUAGAUUUGUUGGGCCGUGCAGGUAGAUUGAAGGAGGCAGAGAAACUGAUGGGUUGUAGUCCAGGAGGGCCAGGAUUGUCUAUGCUGCAAAGCUUGCUGGGGGCUUGCACGAUACAUGGAAAUGUAGAGAUGGGUGAGAGGGUAGCUGAUGCUUUGAUGGAGAUGGAGCCCAGUGAGUCGGGUCCAUAUGUGUUGAUGUCAAACUUGUAUGCUGAGAUGGGACAUUGGGAGAAGGUAGCGAAACUAAGGAAAAGGAUGAGACAGAGGGGAGUGAGGAAGGAAGUGGGGUUUAGUUGGGUGGAUGUCGGUGACAUCAACAGCUCUUUGUCUUUGCAUGGGUUCUCAUCAGGUGACAAGUCCCAUCCGCAGUCAGAGGAGAUUUGCAAAAUGGCAGAAUGCCUGGGAUUAGAAAUGAAACUUUUGAGAGAGAAGGGCAGACAGGAAGAUAUGGUAAUAAAAGCAUAACAAGUGAGCCAUUGGGGAUUCCUAUUGUACUUGUAGUAGUUCAAAAUAUUGAUUCUACUUCUAUUUUUCUUUGAAGAGAUUAUUUGGGAGGGUUAUUUAUUUGCAUGUUAAGCAGCUUCAGAGGCCGAAAUGGCCAAAACAUGUAAUCUAGAUCUAGCAUAAAAACGGAAUACAGAAAAUGUAACAUUUCUUUACUUGGAUGUUAUCAAUUCACUUCUGCUUCAUUUAACUCUCUUCCACCUCCACCUUACAACUGAAUGGAAACU